UUAGAAAAACAGAUUUCAGUGCAGCCUAUAAAGCCUCUUAACUGUUUGUGUCAGUGUAGCAUACAGAAUGACAAAGUUCAUGUUCUGAAGCUUUUUUACCUCCUACCAGUUGUAGAACUGGCAAUAGGUAGUAUGCACAAGACCUCGUCAUGAGCAAGCUUUGAAAAACUUUUGAUAAGGUUUAGCAGUUAUAAGCUUUGAAAAACCUUUUUGCACAAUAAGUGUGCACGUUUUGAGUGAAUGGUGUUAGUAUUUUCUUUGUAUAGUGCUUUGCUCUUUGCCCAGUUGAACUGGCUGCCUGCUUAAAAAGGUGAUGAUUUUUCACUGUCACUGCUGGAUUUUGGCUUUGUGCUAACAUAUUUUUAGGUAACUUGCUAGGAUUUGGGGCCAGUAAUAAAGAAAUUGUCAUUAAGGGUAUGUCUACUGUGGUCUCGCAUGUUUUGUUGUGAAGCAGGUCUGUGCUGAGGUUCCUUUCUCCUGUGACUACACUACUACCAAUACCUAAGCUAGCUAGUAUAAAGCUUGCUUGGGCAUUUCUGCACUAUUUUGCAGUCACUUCUACACACCCUGUUUAAUUUUUGUCUCCCAUCUGACACCUUUUUUCAUUUGCAUUGGUCUGGUUGAGAUAAUUAAGUUCUAAAGUAAUAGGCAGGAGCCAGUUGCUGUGAAGUAUUAAUGAAUGGUUUUGACUAAUUUUUGAAGUUUUGGGCUUCCCUUUUAUUUAGGGAGUAACUAUUCCCAGUCAGAGACGCUAUGUGUAUUACUAUAGCUACUUGUUAAAGAAUCACCUGGAUUACAGACCAGUGGCACUGCUGUUUCACAAGAUGAUGUUUGAAACAAUUCCAAUGUUCAGUGGCGGAACUUGCAAUCCUCAGUUUGUGGUGUACCAGCUAAAGGUAAAGAUAUUCACCUCCCCUUCAGGACCCUCAAGACGUGAAGACAAAUAUAUGUACUUUGAAUUCCCUCAACCAUUGCCGGUGUGUGGUGAUAUCAAGGUGGAGUUCUUCCACAAACAGAACAAGAUGUUGAAAAAGGACAAAAUGUUUCACUUCUGGGUAAAUACAUUCUUCAUAGGACUGGAUGAAAAUUUGGACAAAGUAGAAAAUGGAAGUCUAGUUGGAGAUCAGGAACUUGAUGGUAUUUUCAGUACAGAGCGCUCAGAUAAUGAUAAGGAAUAUCUAAUCCUUACAUUAACAAAAAACGAUCUAGACAAGGCAAAUAAAGACAAAGCCAACAGAUAUUUCUCUCCAAAUUUCAAGGUGAAGCUAUUUUUCACAAAAACAGUAGAAGAGCCAUCAAAUCCAGAGGCUAGCAGUUCAACUUCAGUAACACCGGACGUUAGUGACAAUGAACCUGAUCAUUAUAGAUAUUCUGACACCACUGACUCUGAUCCAGAGAAUGAACCUUUUGAUGAAGAUCAGCAUACACAGAUUACAAAAGUCUGAAUAUUUUUUUUAUCUGGGAAAAAAUACCACGCAGAGACAAACUUGAAUAAACUGAAAAGGACCUUUUUGAAUGGCAAUAGGACAUUGUGUCAGAUUACCAGUUAUAGGAACAAUUCUUUCCUGACCAAUCUUGUUUUGACCUAUAAAUCUACAGGGUUUGACACUUGUCCAGUUGAAAAGGUUACGUAGCUAUGUUAUGUAUAUACCUUUUUGUGUCAAAGACAUUAAAAUUUCAAUUAGGAAAUAUAAAGAUGGCACUUUCCCAUUUUAUUCCAGUUUUAUAAAGGUGGAGACAGAUCUGAUGUGUAUACGUAGGAAUUCUUCCUUUUGUGUUCUGUCACCAAACAAAGUUGCGAAAAAGCGCUUUUAUUACACAGGUUCACAUCCUACCCCUUUCUUUGCACUUACGUGGCAACAGAUAAGUCUGCAGUUGGCUAAGAGAAGUUUCUAAAGGGUUUUACUACAUUCUAAUGCAUGUAUUUUUGGAUAGGGGAAUGGAAAUGCUCAGAAAGGAAUAUAUUAUGCUGGACUCUGGGCACUGUCCCAUAUCCAGCCACUUACAUGCACCUUUCUUUAGCAUGCUACAGUAAUUCAUCCUGGACAAUUGAGGAGUUGGCUGCUGUCACUGCUUGUUGUUUGUGCAUUUUAUUUUUUAAGCAUAAUGGUGCUAGAAAAGGCAGCUAGAGGGAGUAUAUAAAGGGGGUACAGGAAUGAACCUUCCACAACAUCUUAGACUCACAAAUGAAGGGAUAUUAAAAUAAUGGGGUCACAGUUAAGAAACAUAGUAACAAUGACUUAACCAUACAAAUGUGGAGGCUAUCAACCCGAACUGGGUUUGAAAAAAUUGUUAUAAAAAUUGACAAUUAAUUAUUAAAUGUUUUUUCUCAAUUGUAAUGGCUGCUCCAUCUCCUGUGUAAUCAAGGCCAGUGCUAAAAGUCAGAUGUUAUUAGUACAUACACCAGUCAACAUUUUACACAUACUUUAUUAGUUUUUCAAUCAUAUACCUGCUGUGAAUACAUCAUAUGCUGCCUUGCAAGCUUUUUCUCAUUAAAUAUAAAAUAUUUUGUAAUGGUGCACGGGAAAUUUCAAUUUGAGAUUCUACAGGUUAGUGUUUUAUUUUAAAGAUUAUGAUGCAUAUAUUCAAUCAAACAUCUGUCAGCCAUUCCCCCACUUUCACUUUCCACAUUCUAUUACAAUGAGUUUUGCAGUUUUGCACACUUUUUUUAAAUGUCGUUAACUGUUAGGGAAUUUUACUUGAAUAUUUAGUACCUACAAUGUUUAAAAAAAAAAAAAAAGACAUUACACAUGGUAUAAAGGAAGCCAGUGUUGCAAUAAAUUCUCAACACUGGACAGAUAUAAAGAUGUGUACUUUUUAAAAAAAAUAAAACUUGUCCCAAAUAUUCUAUCUCAUGUUGUUUGCUAUUAAAAGAAUUAGAUUUCUAAACUGGCAAUGUUGUAUCAUUUGUUUGAAGAGAGCGAGAGAGAGAGAGAAAGAGAGAGCGAGCGAGAGAGCGCCAGUAUUAGGGACUGAGCUUCAUGUUUGAAUAUUGUAAUUGAUGUGCCCAGACUGCAGGUGACUUACAGAGUACAACUACUGUUGUAUACAAAUGUGAAGUAACUGUUAAAAUUCUGGUUAGUAUAAAAUUCUCCAUGACCUUGAAGCAUUCUGAAUAGCGAAUCCAAAAGUUACAUUUCUUCUUCCCACUUUAAUUACCCUAUUGGUGCAAACUUUGUUCUCACCUAGUUAGCAGCUAACUGAAUUCCGUAGGGCCCCAUACAACAGCAUUAAUAAUGAAUUGCAAUGAGAAGAGGCAGGACUUCAUAUAAAUAAUAUUGGUAAACAACGGUGUAACAUGCUUUUUUUUGUAUCUGUUGGUUAAUAUUGCUCAUCACAUUCAUAAUCUAAACAUCUAACCAAGUUAAUGAAGUAUUUUCUGACUUGUAGGUUUAAUUAGAUAAGAUUUUAACAUCAUGAAUGCUGGUCCAGUACUCAUAAUUUCCAUGAUGCAAUUGACCAGCAGGAGAUGGUUAACUUGAGACCUGACAUUUAACUUUUUUUUCCUUUGAUUCAUAUUUCACCUUGUCUGUUUUUUUUUUGUUUUUUUUAACAGUUGAAAGUUGUGUUGGCUAAUAAACAAAAAUGUUCAUGCUUUAAAAUACUUGGAUAUUGACACUGUCCUAUGUCCCAUUUUUGGGUUCAUAAUAUCAAAUUUUAAUUUGUAUUAUUCCAGUAUGUAACGCUAAGGGCCAGAUUGGAAAUAAGACACAAUGGGCUUUUGCACUGUUGUUAUUCCUUUGGAAUGUGAAGGUCUGAAUGAGGGUUUUGAUUUUGAAUGUUUCAGUGUUUUUUGAGAUGCCUUGCUUACAUUUUAUGGUGUAGUCAUUGGAAAUGGAAAAAUGGCAUUAUACUUUAUUUCAUUUACCAUCCCUAUAGAACUUGACAAGAAUUACUAUGACUGAAAGGUUUUUUAGUCCUUAUUCAAAACUUUAUUUAUGACAGUAUUCAUUCUUAGCUUGAGAUGCAUUCUAUAGGUAAUCUCUCUUUGAGUUUCUGGACUGUAUGCUUAAAUUCUUGGACGUGCAGCAGCUUACAUGUCUAAAUUACUUGAAAGCAUCACUUUUCUAAGAGCUUACUCUUAGGCCCUGUACCAUCCCUAAAUCAUCUGUAGCCCCACUUGAAAUAUUUUUGCCACAGUUACUAAAGGGCAGUUCUAUAAAUACCAUCACAAUACUUUGGUGUGGCACAAGUUGUAAACUGAGGUGGAGUUUACAUUCAGCAUCAAAUGUUUCAGCUUUAAAAAAACUAGGGUGCCAGUGUGCAAGUUCCAUGUUUAGUUAUAGCAAAUUUGUGCAAUAUGUUAACGAUGCCUGUGGUUGCCACAAAGUGCCUCGUUUACCUUUAAAUACUGUUAAAAAGUGUUAUGCAUGCAGAUGGAAGGGGUGGAACUGUGCACUAAAAGGGGCUUUAACUGCAGUGUUUGGCAGAGCUGCCUCUUACUCUGCCAGUUCAAAUUUUCAGUCUGUUUUCAUAUGGAGUGCAUAUAUACAUAUAUACACUCUCUCUAUAUAUACACUCUAUAUACUAAAAAAAUCAGUCUGUUAAGCAGCCUUACUCUGAUUCAGCCUCUUCAAAUACUAUUGUGCUGUGCAACAGUGGCUCUGUGUGUAAUGCUAUGCACUGAGGAUACACAAAAAUCAAAUAUGACAUGUACAGGUUAAUGCCUCAUACAAAUCAGAUGUCCGUUUGUUAUUGUGUUUAACAACCCUUUAUCUCUUAGUGUUAAAACUCCACUUAAAACUGAUUAAAGUCUCAUUCUUGUCA
Molecule: messenger RNA, 4767 nt
Organism: Alligator sinensis (Chinese alligator)
Lineage: Eukaryota; Metazoa; Chordata; Crocodylia; Alligatoridae
Gene: PTEN
Product: phosphatase and tensin homolog
Exons: 4
Coding region: 825-1445 (206 amino acids)
Biological process (GO): regulation of phosphatidylinositol 3-kinase/protein kinase B signal transduction; protein dephosphorylation; phosphatidylinositol dephosphorylation
Cellular component (GO): plasma membrane; cell projection; cytosol
Molecular function (GO): protein tyrosine phosphatase activity; phosphatidylinositol-3,4,5-trisphosphate 3-phosphatase activity
Source: RefSeq, a predicted model, not a curated record